Wyeomyia smithii (pitcher-plant mosquito) is the source of this 2997-nucleotide messenger RNA. RefSeq lists its product as uncharacterized. Gene Ontology annotation, molecular function: nucleic acid binding. The transcript is spliced from 3 exons. Bases 1 to 2997 code for a protein of 998 amino acids. Gene Ontology annotation, biological process: DNA integration. The record is from RefSeq and is a predicted model, not a curated record. NCBI's taxonomy places the organism in Eukaryota, Metazoa, Arthropoda, Insecta, Diptera, Culicidae.
AUGAACCGAUUGCUGCUAGAACGUCUAGGUUGGAUAAUCUUUGGACCGUUGUCGACAGCUGCUCCAGCGGUAUCAGACUCUCCGGCGUGUAAUAACCUCCAUAUAUGCGCGUGCUGUGAGCGAAAGGAUGCGGAACUACAUAACACGGUAAAAGCAUAUUUUUCGUUAGACAGUCUCGGAGUUGCGCGCUUUACCAAGCCACUUUUAUCAAAAAACGAUGAUCGAGCGGUACGUUUGCUGGAAUCGUCGACCCAGGUGAAAGGUAGGCGAUAUGAAACCGGAUUACUCUGGCGUUACGACAAUGCUCAACUACCGGACAGUAAACCAAUGGCAAUGAAGCGGUUGGUGUGCUUAGAGAACCGUAUGCAAAGAGAACCCGAACUGCCACGAAUUUUGAAGGAGAAGAUCAACCUUUAUCAGCGAAACGGAUACAUCGAGAAGUUGACAAAGACUCAACUGUUACGGGUUGCUGUUACGGGUGAUAUCCGCGAGAUGUUCCACCAGGUGUUGGUGAACAGAACCGACCAGCAAUGCCAAAGAUUCCUGUGGCGCGAUGGCGAUCAAUCCCGAAGUCCAGAUGUCUACGCGAUGAAAGUUAUGACAUUCGGGGCGACGUGCUCACCUAGUUGUGCGCAGUUCGUUAAAAACCAUAACGCACUACGAUACCAAUCCCGCUUUCCAAGAGCAGCCGAGGCUAUACUGAAAGAGCAUUAUGUUGACGAUAUGCUUUCUAGUGAGGAGUCGGAAGAGGCGGCGGUGAAGCUAGCAAAAGACGUCCGUUUUAUCCACUCACAGGCUGGAUUAGAAAUACGUAAUUGGCUGUCGAACUCAAAGCGAGUACUUCAAGAAUUGGAGGCGAAGUCGGGCGAAAAAAGCUUGAAUCUGUCGAGCGAGUUGGGGACGGAGAAAGUUCUUGGUAUGUGGUGGUGCACCGCUUCCGAUACUUUUACUUUCAAAGUUUCUCCGAGGAUAAGUGCAGAUUUACUACAAGGCCGCGUCAUACCGACAAAGCGUCAGAUUUUGAGCACCCUGAUGAUGGUGUACGAUCCGCUUGGAUUACUGGCAAAUUUCCUGAUGUUCUUGAAAAUCUUGCUUCAAGAGAUCUGGCGCAGUGGUGUUAAUUGGGACGAGCACAUCGCAAGUGAGCAAUGGGAGAAGUGGCAAAUGUGGCUAAGAGUUCUUCCUCACGUGGAGGAUGUACGAGUUCCAAGCUACAUAUAUUCGUCGAUGCGUCUGAAAACGGACGGAUUCGCAGCAGUUGCGUACCUACGCUUCGAAGAACAUGACACCAUUGAGUGCGCGAUAAUCGGGGCUAAGACCCGAGUGGCACCCCUGAGGUACGUGUCGAUUCCUAGGCUGGAACUUCAAGCGGCAGUAAACGGAGCCCAUUUGGCGAACGAUGUAAUGAAGUCGCACACAUUGAAACCUACUCAAAGAUUUUUUUGGACAGAUUCACGUGACGUGCUUUGCUGGAUAAAUUCGGACCACCGUAAAUAUAGCCAGUUCGUUGCAGUACGAGUCAGCGAAAUGCUGGAGUUGACCGAACCAACUGAAUGGAACUGGAUUCCGUCGAAACUAAACGUUGCUGAUGAUGCCACGAAGUGGCAAAGGUUGCCGGAUCUGUCUCCUAUAAGUCGCUGGUUAAGAGGUCCUGAAUAUCUGUGGGAUCAAAGGGUUGAAUGGCCCGUUACAGCUUUGAAUCACGGGCACACCGUCGAGGAAAUACGUCCAAACGUGCUCCAUCACGUCGAAGAGCGUACGCUGUUUCGAUGGGAGAAGUUCUCACAAUGGAAACGGCUUCUUCGCCAGGUAGCAUUUGUGAAACGGUUCCCAGCGAACGUUCGUAGGAAAAAAGCGAAGCAGAAUAUCGUUACUGGAGUGCUGACUCAAAAAGAGCUCAAGGAAGCAGAAAUUUUCAUCAUCAAACUGGUGCAGAAUGCUGUGUUCGCUCCUGAAAUAGAGUCACUGCACAAACCGAACAAGGUACCCUGGAAGAAAGCAUUACCGAAAAGUAGUCCGUUGUACAGGUUGAGUCCAUUCAUUUCCGAAGAUGGGAUUCUACGUAUGAAAGGCCGAAUAGACGCGUGCGAAUUUGUGGACGAGCGUAUCAAGCAUCCGGUACUGCUGCCCAAACGUCAUCCUGUUACAGACCUCAUUAUCGCUGAAAUUCACAAAAGAUAUUGUCAUAUCAACCAACAGACCGUGCUCAGUCAAAUUCAGCAUUCAUGCAUACUUGCCAUCAGGAAUUUUAUUGCCAGAAGAGGUACGCCCCUCGAAAUAGUGAGUGAUCGGGGAACUAACUUCGUUGGAGCCAGUCGCGAGCUAAAGCAAGAGCUAGAGAAACUGAAUCAGGAGAAGUCGAUGGAAUAUUUUGUCACUAGUGACACAAAAUGGACAUUCAACCCACCUGCAUCUCCACACUUCGGCGGAGCCUGGGAACGUCUCGUCCAGUCUGUUAAAAAAACCCUAAAGCACCUCCAAAUUUCGCGCACACCCACCGACGAGCUUCUACGAAACAUGAUGGCGGAGAACGAGCUAAUUGUAAAUUCUAGACCCUUGACCGAGCUACCGCUGGACGAUGAAACGUCAUCUCCACUCACACCGAACCAUUUCUUACUCGGAUCGUCAGACGGUUCUAAGCCCCCGAUCGCGUUCGACGAUAAGUGUCAUGCCCUGAAACACACCUGGAAGAAGUCCCAGAUCUACGCAAACCGGUUCUGGAAACGAUGGAUAGCAGAAUAUCUACCAACGUUGACGCGAAGGACGAAGUGGUUUCAGCCGGUGAAGCCUAUCGCUGAAGGAGAUAUUGUCAUCGUGGUGGAUGAGACGCUACCGAGAAACUGUUGGCCCAAAGGUCGGGUAGUGAAUGCAAUCCGGUCGAAGGAUGGACAGGUUCGUCGCACUCAGGUGCAGACAGCUAAUGGUAUCCUGGAGAGACCGGCCGUAAAACUUGCGGUGUUGGACCUUAGUGCAACCGUAAGUACGUCGGACCCUUGA